Messenger RNA from Babesia bovis T2Bo, 1090 nucleotides. RefSeq names its product putative U5 small nuclear ribonucleoprotein 40 kDa protein. Lineage: Eukaryota; Apicomplexa; Aconoidasida; Piroplasmida; Babesiidae. The transcript is spliced from 5 exons. The coding region runs from base 91 to 1038 and encodes 315 amino acids. Gene Ontology annotation, molecular function: protein binding; RNA binding. The record is from RefSeq and is a predicted model, not a curated record. Gene Ontology annotation, cellular component: catalytic step 2 spliceosome.
AUUGUAUAGUGAACCAUAUUAUAAGGAAUCUGACGUCUUUGUGAUGGUAUAUCGCACAGUGGUGGUUUAUUCAACAUUCUUUUGAUUACUAUGGGCGACGUCGUAGAAAAACGAACAUCUAGCUUGAAAAGCCCGGUAUUAUUACUUACAGGGCAUGAAGGCGAGGUGUAUUGUAUAGAGUUUUCUGCUGAUGGUCAGCUCUUGGCCUCUGGCAGUAAGGAUAAGAACAUCCUCCUAUUUGAGGUCUACGGCGAUUGUCGCAAUAUAGGCGUUCUAAGUGGCCACAAGAAUGCAAUUCUUGAAUUACACUGGAAUGCCAAUGGUGACCUUUUAUAUUGUUGCUCCGCUGACCAAACUGCAUCGCUAUGGGAUGUUGAAUAUCAGAAGCGCUCACAUAAAUAUGUGGGUCAUACUGGGAUCGUUAACAGCUGUUACCCCGGUAGAGGCGUUGUCGGAGGUCUGCUGGUAACAGGAGCAGACGACGGCACCGUGAAGCUUUGGGACCACCGUAGCAAACGUCCUAUAAAAUCUAUUGAAAAUGAUUUCCAAAUACUGUCCGUUUGCUGUGAAAAGUCUGGUGAACGUAUUUUCUACGGUAGCCUGGACAACACAAUAAGGGCCUACGACGUACGGAAUGAUAAGGAAGUUUUCAAGUUGGAGGGAUGCACGGAUUCCGUUACUAGUGUCGAUUUGAAUCACGAUGGAACCUUACUUUUGUCAAACUCUAUGGACUCGCGUUUAGUGGUUUGGGACGUUCAGCCAUAUUGCACUGAAAGCAGUCGUGUUAAGACAGCUUUGUUUGGGCCAACCCACUCGGUUGAAAAAAACCUUAUUCGUGCCCGUUGGGGUAAGGAUUCCAUUAUUGCCAGUGGCUCUGCUGACAAUAUGGUAUACAUAUUGGACACCAAUGACAACAAGGUUCUGUACCAGUUACCCGGACACCUGGGCUCCGUUAACGAGGUCGUACUUCAUCCAAAUGAGCCUAUAGUGGCCUCUGCAUCAUCGGACAAGUGCAUUUAUAUGGGCGAGCUACUUUAAUCACAGCUGCCCAUUAUUCGUAUCACAAACAUCGCACGGAACCACUACAGCG